Lycium barbarum (goji berry) is the source of this 1164-nucleotide messenger RNA. Its product is annotated as G-type lectin S-receptor-like serine/threonine-protein kinase LECRK3. The record is from RefSeq and is a predicted model, not a curated record. The transcript has 4 exons. Bases 1 to 1164 code for a protein of 387 amino acids. NCBI's taxonomy places the organism in Eukaryota, Viridiplantae, Streptophyta, Magnoliopsida, Solanales, Solanaceae.
AUGGAGGUUUCAGGUGGUGAUGGAGAAUCGACCGUCAUUGGUGGCUGUUUCUGGCGGUGGUUUUGCUCUGUUUUUGUGGUGAUUCUAUGGUUGAACCUUGAUCGAGGAAGGUUGGGAAAAUCCAGCAAGGCAUUUAACGUCUUCGGGACCAUUGCUCAAUCUUACCAAAAUGUUAGUCUGGGUUCAUCACUCACUACAAGUGAUGUUACUACCUUUUGGCCAUCCCCUUCUGGCGAAUUCGCUUUUGUCUUCCAAAGAAUUGGAAAUGGAUCAGGGUUCUUACUAGCCAUAUGGUUCAACAAAAUCACAGAGAAAACCAUAGUUUGGUCAGCCAAUAGGAAUAGUCUUGCCCCAGAUGGAUCCAAGGUUCAGCUCUCCACAAAUGGGAGACUAGUCCUCACUGAUCCAAAUGGUCGGGAGAUGUGGGCUCGUCCCAAGGCUAUUGCUGAAUUGGCCUAUGGAGCCGUGCUUGACAAUGGAAACUUUGUGUUAGCAGCCAGUAGUUCAGCCACUGCAUGGCAGAGUUUUAAUGAGCCAACCGAUACGAUUGUGCCUGGUCAAGUACUUAAUCUAGAUAACAGUCUUGUUUCAAGCUUCUCUGACACGAAUUCAUCGAUUGGGAGGUUCAAGUUCAUACUUCAAACUGAUGGAAAUCUGGUGAUCUUCAACCAAUCCGGCUAUAUUUUUCUUCAAGCCAAGAAUGGAACUCUGUUAAAUUCGAUAUUUUCCAAUGGGGAAAACUCAGGAACCCAAUCAAUGUAUCAUCGAGCGAUUCUUGAAUAUGAUGGAGUAUUUAGGCACUACGUCUAUUCAAAAACUUCUAGUGGGAUGCAGAUGGAAUGGUCUACUUUGUAUUACGUUCCUGAAAACAUCUGUCUGGCUAUAACCCAAGAUAUAGGAGGAGGGGCCUGUGUUUUCAACAGCCUUUGCUCAGUGGUUAACCGGAGGCCAAGAUGUGAUUUUCCACUCGGAUAUAUGUUGAAUGAUCCGAACGACAAAUUAGGCAGCUGCAGACGAAAUUUCUCUGAGCAAGACUGUAACCGUGAAUCGCGAGAAGUCGAGGCUUUCAAUUUCCAAGAAAUGAACAACACUAACUGGCCUGACUCUGAUUAUGAGUCUUACGGGGGGUUUCUGAGGAUUGGUGCAAACAAAUUGUUUGAGUGA